Pyrus x bretschneideri (Chinese white pear) is the source of this 1891-nucleotide messenger RNA. RefSeq names its product cytochrome P450 CYP749A22. Lineage: Eukaryota; Viridiplantae; Streptophyta; Magnoliopsida; Rosales; Rosaceae. The transcript has 5 exons. Gene Ontology annotation, molecular function: oxidoreductase activity, acting on paired donors, with incorporation or reduction of molecular oxygen; heme binding; iron ion binding. The coding region runs from base 91 to 1716 and encodes 541 amino acids. The record is from RefSeq and is a predicted model, not a curated record.
AAGGAAAAUUCCAGAGAUCCAGCUGGUGAACACUGCUCGCUCUCACAGGAUGAAGAGUGGUUUUCUGCUGAGCUUUAGUAUAUAGAUAAUAUGCCAACGAAGUGCAGGAAAGUUAAAGAGCUCUCGGACGGUCGGGAAUCUGUAGCCAAGGAGAAAAUGAUGAGCUGGUUAAGAAAGCCAGAAAUCACUUCACCAAUUAGGUUUCUGUGUCUGUUGAGUAGUCUGUUCGUUCUCGUAGCUCUCAUCAAGCUUUUUCACAAAAUAUGGUGGAUUCCGACUCGCAUACAGAAGCUGAUGGCUUUGCAGGGGAUCAAGGGUCCUUCUUACAGACUUGUUCAUGGAAACACCAAAGAAAUCUCCAGCAUGAAACAAGAAUCUAUGAGCAGGCCCAAGAGUUUCUCACAUGACGUAGUUUCUCAAGUUCACCCUCACAUUCCCUCCUGGACCAAGACAUAUGGGAACGUUUUUCUUCAAUGGUAUGGUUCCCAAGCUCAGUUGAUUGUAAAGGAACCUGAGUUAUGCAAAGAGAUACUGAAUAACAGACAUGGAGCUUUUGUAAAACAAAAGGCUCAAGGGAUGAUAAAGAGGCUGUCGGGAGAUGGCCUCCCAAGAUCAGAAGGUGCAAAAUGGUUAAAAAUGCGCAAGCUGGCCAACCAGACCUUCCAUGGAGAGAGCCUAAAAAGUAUGACUCCAGCAAUAAUAGCAAGUGCUGAGACGAUGCUAGAGAAAUGGAAAAGUCACGAAGGCAAAGAGAUUGAGGUGUUUGAAGAAUUUACGUUGCUGACAUCAGAAGUAAUUGCUAGGACUGCGUUUGGGAGCAACUACUUAGAAGGGAAGAAUAUUUUUGAGAUGUUGAGGAAAUUAGGCGACUUAAUAUCCAUAAAUCAUCUCAAACUCCGGUUUCCUUGGAUGAGUAAGUUCUUCCCAACCCGCAAUGAUAUCGAAUCAGAGAAGCUUGAGAAAGGAAUACGCCAGAGCAUAAUAGAGAUCGUUGUUAAGCGAGAAGAACAGGCACGACUGACUGGAGAAUUUGGGACUGAUUUUCUAGGGUUACUUGUAAAGGCUCACCAUGACACCGAUGAUAAGCUGAGGAUUUCGGAGGAUGAAGUGUUGGACGAGUGCAAAGCAUUUUACCUUGCUGGAGAACUAACAACAAAAACUUUGCUCGCUUGGACUAUUUUUCUUCUCGGACUUCAUACAGAUUGGCAAGACAUAGCAAGGAGGGAGGUCCUUGAAUUGUUCGGAAAACAAAUUCCGAAUCAUGAUGCUCUUGGCAAACUGAAAACUAUGAGCAUGAUCAUCAAUGAGUCUCUGAGGUUAUAUCCACCUAUUGCUCAUAUUAUAAGGAACGUGGAUAGGGACGUUAAGCUGGGAAAGCUCAAAGUUCCUGCUGGUGUUGAAGUUAUCGUUCCAAAUCUAGCACUUCAUCAUGACCCUGAAUUAUGGGGAGAAGAUGUAGAGCUUUUCAAGCCAGACCGGUUCUCGGAAGGAGUUGCUAAAGCUACUAAGAAUAACAUAGCUGCGUUCUUACCUUUUGGAAUGGGACCUCGAAUUUGUGCAGGCAUGGACUUGGCGACCACUCAAACAAAGAUUGUUCUGUCGAUGGUUCUGCAGCGCUACCACUUCACUCUUUCCCCGGGUUAUGUGCACUCGCCCUGUGAUAAGCUUGCAAUUUGUCCACAACAUGGAGUUCAAGUAAUCCUACAACCACUGUGAAGCGUGAUCAAACUAUUAAUGAGAUGGAGACUACUCAGUUGCCAAUAAAUCUUACAACCGCGUGAAACACUUCUUGAUUACGGACGGAAUGUGGCUUCUCAAUAAUGUCUACGUGGCCGAUUUACAUAACUUUACGCUUAUGAUCAGAAUAACAAGCUACACAUCUUUAGUGCCA